GUUAAACAGCAGCGUAACGUUUGACUUUCUAUUGGUUUCCCAGUUCCCACAACCUUAAGUUGCCAUUUUUCAACCCUUUGCAAGCAUAAAACAGCCAUUUAUAUAUAUUACACCCAUAAUCUAGUUCCUACGAUCCAUAUAUGUGCUGGAUGAAUAAACAGUAUGGGAUCAAAUCCAUUGCCAUCCUUUGUUAUUGUUUUAAUUCUCUUGGUUCUUAAUGGCCAAGGACCGAUGACUGCAAAAGUUGAAGCCAAAAGCACUGUUCACAUCGUUUACCUUGGAGAAAGGCAACAUGAUGAUCCGAAGCGGGUUACGGAUUCUCAUCAUGACUUGCUUGCUACGUUGGUAGGGAGUAAGGAGGUAGCCUCAGAUUUGAUGGUUUACAGUUACAGACAUGGCUUCUCCGGCUUUGCAGCCAAGCUUACAGAGUCACAGGCAAAAAAACUCUCAGAGUUGCCUGGUGUUGUUCGAGUAAUACCGAAUAGCCUUCACAGACUGCAAACAACUAGGAGUUGGGAUUUCCUUGGCUUGUCUUCUCAUUAUCCUAAUCAUGUUCUUCAAAACAGCAAGAUGGGUGAUGGAGUAAUCAUUGGUGUCUUUGAUACUGGAAUAUGGCCAGAGUCUAAAGCGUUUAGUGACGAAGGGCUUGGACCGAUCCCAUCUCAUUGGAAGGGAGUGUGUAAAUCUGGGGACCAGUUCAAUGCAGCAACUCACUGCAAUAGGAAAAUCAUUGGAGCUCGUUGGUUCAUCGAUGGAUUUCUUGCUGAGUACGGACAGCCAUUGAACACAUCUGAUGAUCCUGAGUUCUUGUCACCGAGAGAUGCUAAUGGACAUGGAACGCAUACAUCUAGCACAGCAAGUGGUGCUUAUGUAAGAAAUGUUAGCUAUAGAGGACUUCUUUCCGGGACAGUAAGAGGCGGUGCGCCGCGUGCUCGGCUGGCCAUAUAUAAAGUCUGUUGGAAUGUGCUUGGUGGACAAUGUGCAUCAGCUGAUAUUUUGAAAGCUUUUGAUGAAGCAAUACAUGAUGGAGUUGAUGUUUUAUCACUUUCAAUUGGGUAUUCAUUACCUUUAUUUUCAGAUGUCGAUGAACGAGAUGGGAUUGCUACAGGCUCUUUCCAUGCCGUUGCUCGGGGCAUCACGGUUGUCUGUGGAGCUGCAAAUGAAGGACCUUCAGCUCAAACAGUGCAGAACACAGCACCAUGGAUAUUAACCGUUGCAGCAAGUACCAUGGAUCGAGCUUUGCCUACACCCAUAAUGCUUGGGAACAAUAAAACCUUCUUGGGUCGAGCCAUUUUCACAGGAAAGGAGAAGGGAUUUACCGGCUUGACAUACCCAGAGGGCACGGGGCUCGACCCUACUUCUGCAGGAGCAUGCCAAUCUCUUUCACUUAAUUCAACAUUGGUAGCUGGAAAAGUGGUACUUUGCUUUGCCUCAGUCACCAGUAGAGUUUCCGUAAGACUUGCUGCGGCAACUGUACAAGAAGCAGGAGGGAUUGGGCUGAUUAUUGCUAAAAAUCCAAGUGAUGCCUUGAUUGAAUGCAGGGAUGACUUCCCAUGCAUUGAAGUUGACUACGAAAUCGGCACCCGAAUACUCUAUUACAUUCGAUCCACAAAGUCCCCCACAGUGAAAUUAGGCCAUUCAAAAACACUUGUAGGCAAGCCUGUAUCAGCAAAGGUGGCCUUUUUCUCAUCAAGAGGCCCUAGCUCCAUUGCAUCAGAAAUUCUCAAGCCAGACAUAACUGCACCUGGAGUGAAUAUACUAGCUGCAACUUCUCAGCUGGAUCAGUGGAUGGAUGGUGGAUAUGCCAUACACUCAGGCACUUCAAUGGCUACUCCUCAUGUUUCAGGCAUUGUGGCACUUCUCAAAGCAAUACACCCUGAUUGGUCUCCUGCAGCUAUUAAAUCUGCAUUAGUCACAACCGCAAGAACAAAGGAUGCAUCAGGUUUCCCACUCUUUGCUGAGGGAUCACCUAAAAAACUGGCUAAUCCAUUUGAUUUUGGAGGUGGCAUUGUAAACCCCAAUGGAGCAGCAGAUCCUGGCCUAGUAUAUGACAUGGGGUUAUCGGACUACAUUCAUUACCUUUGUGCCAUGGGGUAUAAUAACUCCGCCAUCAGUCGACUUACAGGGCAAUCUACAGCGUGUCCAGCUGAAAAGCCUUCCUUUCUAGAUGUGAAUCUACCAUCCAUAACCAUUUCAAGUCUAAGAAGUUCAGUAACUCUUACAAGAACUGUGACAAAUGUGGGGUCCCCUAAUUCAAUUUAUAGAGCUGAUAUUGAGCCUCCAACCGGCAUGACUGUAACAGUAAAGCCUCACAUCUUGGUCUUCAACUCUAGAACCAAGAAGAUCUCCUUCAAUGUUACAGUGUGUGCAACAAAACAGGUGAAUACAGGGUAUUUCUUUGGGAGCCUGACUUGGAGAAAUGAACAAAAUGCUGUGAGAAUUCCAUUGUCAGUAAAAACUGAGAUUUUGGAGUCUUAUGCUGAUGAUAAUUAAUUGUUACCUUGCAGUCCAACAUUGCAUUUUGUAAACUAAAUUUCAAGAAACUUAUGUGGUCUAAAUCAGAUUGCAUUUAUUUAUAUGAGAUGUUAAAAGAGUCUCUUCAUUGGA
Gossypium raimondii (Peruvian cotton) is the source of this 2607-nucleotide messenger RNA. RefSeq names its product subtilisin-like protease SBT3.8. Gene Ontology annotation, molecular function: serine-type endopeptidase activity. Gene Ontology annotation, biological process: proteolysis. The transcript has 10 exons. Bases 163 to 2493 code for a protein of 776 amino acids. NCBI's taxonomy places the organism in Eukaryota, Viridiplantae, Streptophyta, Magnoliopsida, Malvales, Malvaceae. The record is from RefSeq and is a predicted model, not a curated record.